AUAUGUAAACACUUUGCUGAAACUGGUUCCUCGAGUGCUGGCCCUCCAGGACCAGCUCAGAGCAGCUGUUCAGAAUGGAGACAUGGAAACCUGCCACGGGAUUUGUCGAAUUGCUGUCACACUGGGAGAGAACCACUCCAGGACUCUGUUGGAGCAAGUAGAUCACUGGCAGAGCUUCCUGGCAUUAGUCAACAUGAUCAUGUUCUGUACCGGCAUCCCUGGUCACUAUCCAGUCAACGAGACCACCAGCUCCCUCACACUCAUCUUUUGGUACACACUACAAGAUGAGAUCAUGUCAUUUGAAUCAGAGAAGCAGGCGGUGUAUCUUCAGGUCUACAGGCCCGUGUAUUUCCAGUUGGUGGAUGUUCUCCUCCACAAAGCCCAAUUCCCCUCUGACCAGGAGUACGCCUCCUGGUCUUCUGAUGAAAAGGAGCAAUUCAGGAUUUAUAGGGUGGAUAUCUCUGACACACUCAUGUACGUAUACGAGAUGCUGGGAGCAGAGCUGCUGAGUAACCUGUAUGAUAAACUAGGAAGACUGUUGACUAACACGGAGCAGCCGACGUCAUGGCAGCACACCGAAGCUUUACUGUAUGGUUUCCAGUCCAUUGCAGAGACGAUAGAUGUGAAUUACUCUGACGUAAUACCAGGCUUGAUAGGACUCAUCCCGAGAAUCAACAUCAACAAUGUCCAGUUAGCAGACACAGUGAUGUUCACUAUAGGUGCCCUUGCUGAAUGGCUGGCAGACCACCCGGUUAUGCUCAGCAGCGUCCUGCCCUUAGUGCUGCAAGCUUUAGGAAACCCAGAUCUUUCUGUUUCUUCUGUCUCAACACUCAAAAAAAUCUGCAGGGAAUGCAAAUAUGACCUGCCACCAUACGCAACCAACAUAGUAGCAGUUUCUCAGGAGGUUCUCAUAAAACAGAUCCACAAG
Molecule: messenger RNA, 928 nt
Organism: Oryzias melastigma (Indian medaka)
Lineage: Eukaryota; Metazoa; Chordata; Actinopteri; Beloniformes; Adrianichthyidae
Product: importin-13
Biological process (GO): protein import into nucleus
Cellular component (GO): nuclear membrane; cytoplasm
Source: RefSeq, a predicted model, not a curated record